This is a messenger RNA of Populus nigra (black poplar), 3544 nucleotides long. Its product is annotated as U-box domain-containing protein 35-like. Gene Ontology annotation, molecular function: ATP binding; ubiquitin-protein transferase activity; protein kinase activity. The transcript is spliced from 10 exons. The record is from RefSeq and is a predicted model, not a curated record. Gene Ontology annotation, biological process: protein phosphorylation; protein ubiquitination. The coding region runs from base 783 to 3257 and encodes 824 amino acids. Lineage: Eukaryota; Viridiplantae; Streptophyta; Magnoliopsida; Malpighiales; Salicaceae.
UCAUCCAAUCAAUGCAUCAAGAAUAGCAAGCCAAGUUCAUAGCAAUUAAAUUAUAGAGUCCAAAACAAUUGAAUUGUAGUAAAAUUCCAGGGAGGUCCUAGCAACCUCUUACUUCUCGUGUUGAAAGUAGUUGCAACAGGCACAUGACUAUUCAAAGCGUGAGAAGAUUUACAGUGGUUACAAGCACAAGUGUUCAUCCUUCUAGAAAAAUCUUUUAAAAAAUUCCUUGAUUGUAUUCAAGAUGGGUCCUCUCCUCUUCAGACGAAACAGUAAUGGUGGUUAAUGAUGGAUUAAUCAUCAGUUGCCGGAAGGAAAAGGAUUCACUGCACAUCUCGAUAUUCGAUUUGAUGCCUCCUAUAUAAGACAGUCAAAGUUGAACAAUCUUUUGUCUACUAUAAAAAAACAGAAGCAUUAAACAAAUUCAUCUUUUACAACUUGUGAUUAUUUGUAUUGUCAAAGUCUACUUCCAAAAAACUGUUGAUAGAACCAAGAACGAAGGUCUUUCUCAGGGAUAAGUAAAUGCCUCACGGCCAAGUUACACAAAAAAAAACCAAGGUGUACUUGUUAAGGGGUAGCCUAGGUUGUUUGAGGUCACCUACUCUCUCCUAAGCUAAUAAAGGUUUGGUCUUUUUUUAAAAUUCUUCUACUUCAGGUACAUGCUGCCUCCAAGACCGAAGUUCGAAUUGUUUUGUUAGAGAGAUUGAAAUGGUGGGUUUCUCUUUAUUUCUCAAAAGAGUCAAGAAAGAUCAAAGCUUGGUGCUUUAAACUGUUGUUAUGCACGCAUGCAAAUGAUUAUGAUGGAGCAAAGUGAGAUAAUUGAAGAGGAACAUGUUCUUGGUUUGCCUCCUUCACCUCCUCUAACUGUUGGGAUAGCUAUAGAUGGAAAAGGAAGCAGCAAGUACUUGGUGCAAUGGGCAUUGGAGAAGUUCAUGCCUCAGGGAAAGGUUGCAUUCAAGUUAUUACAUGUUUGCCCAAAGAUCACAGCAGUCCCUACGCCAAUGGGGAAUUUUAUUCCUAUAUCACAAGUACGAGAUGAUGUAGCAGCAGCUUAUAAGAAGGAAAAGGAGUGGCAGACACUCCAAAUGCUUCUCCCUUUCAAGAGUAUUUGUACCAGGAAAAAGGUGCAAGUAGAUAUUGUGUUAACUGAAUUGGAUGAUGUGGCGAAGGCAAUUGCGGAGGAGGUUGCCAAGUGCAAUAUCAAUAAACUUGUUAUAGGAGCAGCUUCUCGUCGCAUGUUUACAAGGAAACAUAAGGGAAAUAAUCUGUCCUCAAGAAUCUCGGUUUGCGCUCCAAAUACUUGCACAGUCUAUGCUGUUUCAAAAGGAAAAUUGCUAUCUAUUCGUCCAUCUGAUUUAGAGACAAGUGGAAGCUUUAGAGAUGGUGUCAGUAUCACCAGUCGUACUACUAACUCCUCAUCAAGUUCUACUUCGAGCUCUCAAACAGGUUCCAACUCAGUUUCUCCAUUCUCUCAUUUCCAAUCUCCAUCCCUGCCAGUUCAGAGAUUUCAAGCUCUUUCAUCUAUAAACCAGGGCUUUCUUUAUACCAGAACAAAUUCCUGUGAGACAAAUCCGUCAAGAAGCCUGUAUCUGGAUUUUGAAGAAAAGGUUAUAGGGAGUUCUUGUCCGAGUAUUUCAGAAAUAGAACACCCAGUCACUCAGAGUUCUAGCUUCAAAAGCUUGUCAACUGAUCACCUGUCAUGGAGAUCUGAUCAAGCUUCAACCUCAGAUGUGCUUACAGAUUGUUCCUCAUCUGACAGCCAGGCAAAUAUCAACUUUGAGCUAGAAAAGCUGAGGAUUGAACUAAGACAUGCUCGAGGAAUAUACGCAGUAGCUCGAAGUGAGACAUUUGAUGCUUCUCGAAAGUUGAAUGAUCUUAAUAAACGUCGGUUGGAAGAAGCAACAAGACUCCAGGAAAUAAAACAUGAAGAGGAAAAAGCCUGGGAACUGGCAAGGCAAGAGAGGGGAAGAUGUGAAGCUGCAAUCCAGAAAGCUGAAUGUCUAAGGGAGUGUGCCAAAAGAGAAGCUUCACAAAGGAAUGAAGCAGAAAUUAAAGCCAUGCACGAUGCCAAAGAAAAGGAAAAGCUUGAGAAAGCUAUUGCUGGUUCUGUACAGCAAUACCAGGAGAUCACAUGGGAAGAGAUUGUUUCUGGUACCUUAUCGUUCUCAGAAGAGCUUAAGAUUGGAAUGGGAGCAUACGGAACUGUUUAUAAAUGUAAUUUGCACUAUACAACCACAGCAGUGAAAGUUCUUCAUUCAAAAGAGGACAAAAAUUCUAAGCAAUUCCAGCAGGAGCUUGAGAUCCUGAGUAAAAUUCACCAUCCACACUUGCUCAUUCUUCUUGGCGCUUGUCCUGAUCAUGGUUGUCUUGUUUAUGAGUAUAUGAAGAAUGGGAGCCUGGAGGAUAGACUGCAGAGGGUGAACAAUACACCCCCUAUCCCAUGGUUUGAGAGGUAUCGAAUUGCUUGGGAAAUAGCCUCGGCACUUGUUUUUCUUCACAGCUCCAAGCCAAAGCCAAUUAUUCACCGUGAUCUGAAACCAGCCAACAUCUUACUUGAUCAUAACUUUGUGAGCAAGAUUGGUGAUGUUGGCCUUUCAACAAUGCUUUGUUCAGAUGUUUCUUCUUUAUCCACCAUGUACAAAAACACAGGACCUGUUGGGACAUUAUGCUACAUAGAUCCUGAGUAUCAAAGAACUGGGGUGAUUUCUCCAAAAUCCGAUGCUUAUGCUUUUGGGAUGAUAAUUUUGCAGUUGCUGACUGCAAAACCAGCUAUAGCAUUAGCACAUGUGAUGGAAACAGCAAUGGAGGAGGGUCAUUUGGUGGAGAUUUUAGAUUCAGAGGCCGGGAACUGGCCAUUGGAAGAGACAAAAGAAUUGGCUAUAUUGGGACUAAGCUGUACAGAGAUGCGACGCAAAGACCGACCUGAUCUGAAAGAUGUAGUACUUCCUGCAUUGGAGAGAUUGAAGGAGGUUGCUCGUAGGGCCCGAGAUUCAGUUUCCAGUCUACAAUUGACACCUCCUAAGCACUUAAUCUGCCCAAUACUAAAGGAUUUAAUGAAUGAUCCCUGCGUUGCGGCGGACGGUUACACUUACGACCGCAAAGCAAUACAGAAGUGGCUUGAAGAGAAUGACAAGUCACCAAUGACGAAUUUGCCAUUGCCAAACAAGGAUCUCUUACCCAGUUACACGCUUCUAUCUGCUAUAAUGGAGUGGAAGUCCAAAACCCCAUCCGACACCCUCCACAUUCAUUCUUCAGGUUAGCACAGAAUGAUUGCUUUUAGAAUCCCUUUGAAAAAACCAUUUGUUUCCCAUGUAAAUGUCAUCGGUAGAGCUUCUGAUUUAGAGUAAUGUAGGUAUAUAGAUAAGUUACCGCAGUUGCACGUAAAAUUCAGACUGCAACGACAAUGUGUGCAGCUAUUUGAGUUGUUUUGAUAGUAGUUUGCUGCAAGCUAUUUAUUAAUAAGGAUAUUGAAAGUGUAAUAUUAUUUGAUUAUUUCACUUUGGCCAUAGCAACAAUCAAUGGAUCAUAUGCCAAUCUUGUUUUAUUA